GUGGCUCUCACUUGUCUGAUUGGAAAAACGUUUGCCUCUUCCAUUCUUCUCCGUCCACCGCACAGGCGCACACCACCGCCGCCGCCUCUGCCCUGUCGGCCGCCUCCUCGCCCACCGACCCCGCCGGCUGCCCACCACUCUCGGCCCCCUGCGCCACCGCCGUCCUCCGCCUCCCCGCACUCGCGGGCCCCCUCGCCCGCGCCGCCAUCACCCUUCGCCUCCCCUGAGCUCGCGGGCCCCCUCGCCCGCACCGCCGUCGCCCUCCGCCUCCCCUGAGCUCGCAGGCCCCAUUGCUCGCGCCGCCAUCGACUCCGCCCCCAGCUCCCUGCGCUUGCGGUGGCCUCGCCCACGCCGCCGCCGUCUCUCUACGCCCGCUGGCUGCGUCACCGUGGCCUCCAUCCUCUCCUCCCUCCUCCCACCGGCGCCCACAGCCCCACCGCAGCCGCCUCUGCCUCCGCCUCCCACCUUCCAAUCCUGCAGGCCCAGGCAGCUGCGACCUCCACCUCCACCGCGGGGCCCCCGAGGGCAAGGGUAGGAAACGACGGGGAGGAGCCACGGGGAGCCGGUUUUUUGGGCUUCUCCUCCGUCGAAUGGCUCUAGAGAGCGCGUUCUGAGGAGCUUCCGUCCCGAAGCCAUUUUGGUGGUCACCGUUUGGCAGGGCUUCUACAGAAGCCGCUCGCGGAGCCGCGGCAAAAGCCCUGCCAAAGGGGGCCAUAAUUCAGACACCCAGCUUUAAGGUUCCCUGUUGAUUGUCUACAUAAUUUCCAUAAAAAGGCACUAUCCCUUGCUAAUUGGAUGCUGUAUACAGAUCAAGUACGUUGGAUUUUGCUAUGGCAGCUGAGGAAGAUGUCAAGCAGAGGCAGAUCAUUGAAAAUCGUGCGAGAAAUAUAAGCCACAAUGUCCGGUGCACUGAGUGUGGUAGCCAAUCAAUUGAAGAUUCACAGGCUGAUGUUGCUAUUCUGCUUAGAAAGCUCAUUCGUGAUGAAAUAAAAGCGGGAAAGAGUGAUAAAGAGAUCUACAAGAAACUAGAGGACGAGUAUGGAGAGACGGUCCUGUAUGCCCCUAAAUUUGAUCUUCAGACUGCUGGGAUAUGGCUUUCACCUAUAAUUGUGGGAGGUAUAGCAGCUGGCAUCUGGGCUUACCAAAAGCACAGGCAAAGGACAAAUGUUCACAUUAUGGCUCUGAACCUGGUCCGAGGGGUUCCGCUGACUCCAAGGGAGAAGGAGACCAUGCUAGACAUCCUUACACCUCCACCGCCUCCAAGAAAGUGGUGGUGGCCAGGCAAAUGAAGUAGUGUUCAUGCACCUAUCCUGCAUUUUGAAGUACUCGUUUUCCCAUGGUAGCAGCAUAGAAAUGAUCAGGAUGCAGAUUUUAGCUUGGAGUGUGAAUGCAUAUAUGCGACCUUUGAUCACGAAUUUCAGUUUAGCCAAACAUUUGCAAUGUGUACUCUGUACUCCAUGGAUCUAGCAGGAUUUGCUGCGUUACUGAAGCCACGCAUUUUUAGAAGAUAGGGAGAAGAUGACAGCAGUCGGCUGUUGUCUGUACUUGCUGCUGCCUGCUGCUUUUGUGAGCAGGAUCUGAAGCCUGUUGAUGAGUUAACAAGAUUAUCACUCAUUCCACUAUAUAGCCAAAACAGCAAGAUUACCA
Setaria italica (foxtail millet) is the source of this 1647-nucleotide messenger RNA. RefSeq names its product cytochrome c-type biogenesis CcmH-like mitochondrial protein. The record is from RefSeq and is a predicted model, not a curated record. The transcript is spliced from 4 exons. Lineage: Eukaryota; Viridiplantae; Streptophyta; Magnoliopsida; Poales; Poaceae. The coding region runs from base 831 to 1289 and encodes 152 amino acids.